Molecule: messenger RNA, 846 nt
Organism: Suillus discolor
Lineage: Eukaryota; Fungi; Basidiomycota; Agaricomycetes; Boletales; Suillaceae
Exons: 8
Coding region: 1-846 (281 amino acids)
Source: RefSeq, a predicted model, not a curated record
AUGUUUCUAUUCUCUGUCCAAGUGUUCUGCGCCGAAGUAUUGGCCUGCUGCCUUCCUCUCCCUGGCCCUUCAUGCUCUCUCAGUGCUCUGUCUUCUGCUGAUCUAGAGUAUCGGACAUUAUUAGCUCUUGCUCUCAAGAGAUGGUGGUCACAAUCCAAGGCCAAUGUCAUUGUUUUGAGUGGAGAACAAGAGAUUGUCGACCAGAUCAUGCUUGUCCCCGGAGGAAUGCAGUGGCUCAUCUCUGGCAAACCAGGCUCACACAAGCUUCAUAACAUUGGAGCAUGGUCACUGCCAAGUGAUGGUACAUGCAUAGUUGUGAAGGACAUGGAAUGCCAGGGAAUUAUUGCCAUCGGCUCUAGAGACAAGGAUAGUCCAAACCGACAUGCUACAGUAUUCUCGCUCUCCUUAAAGCCUGCUCUCAACAAGUUUUGUGACUACUCACUCGUCCCUGGCACUAUUGCAGGGAUUUCACAGCACCUGCUUUUCCUGGAUACCACGUCACAGAAGGAUGGGGGCGGCCUCGAGGUCCUAGAUUGGCAUGCUAAGACAGAGGGCACUGCCCUUCUUCCGUGUAUACCUGAACUGUUUGGUGCCUUCCUAGGCUUGGUCCAUUUCUCAGACCGCACACUUGUAACGUGGGAGGGAUGCAUUACUUGUGCAGAUGCCAUGCAUGGGUUGUUUGUGUAUGAGGGGAAGUUUGGUCCUGAGUUUGAGAUGGAAAGGGUUGUAUAUGAGAUUGAAACUGUUGAUGUUGGUGGUAGAGACAAGAUCGACUUUGAUGAGGGGAUGGGACGGCUAGUUUUUGCAAAGGGAAGUGGGGGAUUUGAUGUGAUGCAGCUGUUGUAA